Macrosiphum euphorbiae (potato aphid) is the source of this 213-nucleotide messenger RNA. NCBI's taxonomy places the organism in Eukaryota, Metazoa, Arthropoda, Insecta, Hemiptera, Aphididae. The record is from the annotation of a GenBank genome assembly.
AUGGACAUGAUGAUUUCCAAUCUGCAACAGCAGCGGCAGAUAACGGAACAGCUUCGCCGAGAAGCAGCCGUGAAACGUAUACCUGUUUCACAAGCUAUACAAGAUAUUAUAAAAUAUAUCAGGGAACGGGAAAUGGAAGAUUGUCUAAUGGUUGGUUUUUCAUCGCAGAAAGCUAAUCCGUUCAGAGAGAAAAGUAGUUGUGCAGUUAUUUAA